Messenger RNA from Drosophila grimshawi, 1210 nucleotides. It is a transcript of the gene Sirt4, whose product is annotated as NAD-dependent protein deacylase Sirt4. NCBI's taxonomy places the organism in Eukaryota, Metazoa, Arthropoda, Insecta, Diptera, Drosophilidae. The transcript has 2 exons. The coding region runs from base 236 to 1150 and encodes 304 amino acids. The record is from RefSeq and is a predicted model, not a curated record. Gene Ontology annotation, molecular function: NAD-dependent protein lysine deacetylase activity; NAD+ binding.
AAAUGCCAAAAGAUUUACGCUCAGCUGUUCAUCAAAAUACAAGCAACAAACACAAAAACACUUAAUUUCGAUUUUAUAACAUAGCGCUUUAAUUGAAACAUUCGCUUUCGAGCAUAAAGACAAUUUUUUAAAAGUAAUCAUAAAGUAAUAAAAAGUUCUUGAACAAUUCUUUUUUUGGAAUGACAAAAAUAUAAAAAAUAAAUUUUUUGCUUGUGUUUGAAGCAAAACUUAUACAAUGCGACUGGGAGGCGUUCUUCGAUGUCACCGCGUUAUCCGGCAGCAAUAUGUGCCGCAGCACAAGCCAGUGCUAGAGGACGACAUAAAACGUUUGGAGGACUUUCUGCUGUCGAAGCCAAAUAUAUUGGUCCUAACGGGCGCUGGCAUCUCAACAGAAUCAGGUAUACCCGAUUAUCGUUCGGCUGGCGUUGGGCUUUAUGCGCGCACCAAUCACAAACCGAUUCAGCAUAGUGAGUUCGUUAAGUCGGCCAGUGUGCGUAAACGCUAUUGGGCCCGCAAUUUUGUUGGCUGGCCAAAUUUUUCGAGCACCCAGCCAAAUAGUUCACAUCAUGCGUUGGCCCGCUUCGAGCGGGAGAUUCGCCUGCAAUCUGUGGUCACCCAGAACGUUGAUCGGCUGCACACGAAAGCGGGCACCAAGAGCGUCAUCGAGGUGCACGGCAGUGGCUAUGUGGUGAAAUGUCUGAGCUGCGAUUACCGCUGCGAUCGUCAUGAGUUCCAAAGCAUACUCGCCACACUGAAUCCGAUGUUUAAGGAUGCACCCGAUAUGAUAAGACCCGAUGGCGAUGUUGAGAUUCCCCUCGAUUAUAUUGAGAAUUUCCAUAUACCACCGUGUCCGCAAUGCGGCGGUCAUCUCAAGCCAGAAAUUGUAUUCUUUGGCGAUAGUGUGCCCAAGGAUCGUCUCGAGACCAUAGCCCGAAUGGUGUACACCAGCGAUGGUUUGCUGGUGCUCGGUUCCAGCCUUUUAGUUUUCUCCGGCUAUCGCAUUGUGCUGCAAACCAAGGAUCUUAAGCUGCCGGUGGCCAUUGUCAAUAUUGGUGAGACGCGAGCGGAUCAUUUGGCCGACAUCAAAAUCUCGGCCAAGUGUGGCGAUGUGAUACCCAAACUCUUUGAUUUUAGCAACAGAGAAGCAUAGCAGAGAUUUUUCUAAAUGUAAUUUUGUUUUUAAUUGUAAUAGAAAACUUGUUGACACUUA